ACUUAUGUAAUUAAAAUGGUGUAUUUGUGACGGCACGUGAGAAUUAAAUUUAAAUAGUUUUUUAUACUUUUUCUAUUUAUCUGAAAGGUAUCCACAAGAAAUGUUAAAAUGUAUCGGUUAUUGAACGCGAGAUUGACGUGUUUGCGAAAAUUUUCGGGUGUGUCAUCUAGUUUUAGCAGUGAAAAUGUGAAUUUUAAGGUUAGGGAAGGAGGGUCCCUAAAUAAACAAUUUAACGGCUACUGCUUAGCAUGUAUUCGAAACCAGUCGGGCAUAACUAUACCCAACAUCACUCAGAAGAAAGGGCGAAAACGAUCAAAGUCGAAAAAAACGUACUACGAUUUACUAGUUGUGACUGACUCUAAAACAAAACAACAGAAAACCAACAUUAAGAAAUUGACGUGGAAUGACCUCAAGCUUUUAGCUACGACCAAUUUAAAUUUAAGCGAACUUUAUAAGUUGAAGGACUUAGCUAAGAAUAAUGAACAUGUUCAGGAACAUACUUAUAAUAAUUUGGCUGUGAUAGAUAGUGUAACUAGUGGGGAAAAUGACAUUUUGAAUGAAUCGUCGCAAGACGGCCGCACUGUUACAAUUGAUGAAAUACCCACUCAGAUAGAACCUCCCACUGUUACGUUACCGGUGGAGACUACCACUGACUUGCUUGACUCAAUCCCUAAAGUAGAUUCGCUCCAACCAGAGGUUAUCGAUGAACUACAUGAUGGUGAAGCAGAGUUUGAGUUAGAAGUUGCUGAAGGGGUUGGUGGUGAAGUAGGAAGUGAUUUAAGCAAACAAGCUCGACAUGAAGUUGCAGUUAGAACGUUAGCGUCAUAUUUAGAAAUGUGUACUAAUUUAAAAAAUCCGUCGCGGGGUUUAAAUGCUUUAAUGUUUCACCAUCAGAGAGCAACAAAGGGAAAGGAUUCAUCGUUUGCUGUUAUUAAGAAUGUUAAAGUUUAUAACGCGAUUUUAAAAGGUUUUGCCGCUAAAGGUGACACUGUUCGACUAGAAGAAGUGAUAGCAAUGAUACGAAAGGAAAACAUUAAAUUAAAUAUACAGAGUUACGUUGCAAUUCUAGAAUGUUAUGGAAGGGCGAAUUUUCAGGACCAUUAUCUUAAACAAAUUAGGAUUUACGCGAAUGAAGCAGCCAGUAAUGGAUAUUCUUUCGACAAGAUAUUAAAUAAAGGUACUUUUCUUAACGACGAAAGAGAGAUUGUUAUAAAAACUAUGCAAAAAUGUGAUCCAAAUUAUGUUCCUAAAUAUUACAAGCCCAUGGUGCAAUAUAGAAAUGAAUUAGUGAAUGUUUUGAAUGAUUCAAGACAGUUCAGACCUCUUGAGUGUAAGCCAACAAGUAAAACUGGCAUUUUUACUACUAGCUUUAUGCAGUCAACAAUAAAAAAACAGUUAGACUUAGAGAAGGACGGUUAUCUCACAGUGAUGAGUGUUGAAAGUACAGGAAACGUUUCAAACGAAGUAAAAAAAUAUCGGGAAUUAAUGACAGAACAUGUAAAAAAUUGGGAGGAAACAGCCGCUAAAGCGUUCAACCGCGACUUAAGCGCUCUAGCCGCUCAGCGAAGUCCACUCAAUUAUGAGCCAUUCUUGAGGUCUAUUCCCGUCAAGGACUUUGUCACUAUAAUUGUUAGUGAAGCCAAACAACUUGCUGAAGGCUCAGAAACAUACAGUCCUACAGUGAAUCAGUUGCAUAAACAGUUAGGUCAUAAAGUAUACAGUAGAUAUAAAAUGCUACGCAAACAGAAAACUGGAGUUAUGGACAAAGUUGCCGCAAUCCAUACAAAAUACUGUGAUAAUUACUCAAAUCAGCAUGAAGAACUCGACGUUGUACCUACUAAAACUCAUUAUCAUAAUCCCCGUCAGCAGUGGCAGUGGAUUGAGUAUAAUAUGAAGAGUAGUGGGGCUACAUUAUCAAUGGACCAUCGUGCGUGGACGCCUACCACGCUUCAAACAAUAGGCAAAUUCCUCUACAGAAUCGUCAUGCACGAUUUGAAAGUGGACGUGAAUGUGAUGAAACUCAAUAGCAAACAUAAAAAUUAUCAUCCGGCUUUCUAUACGCUGUUCAGGACGCAGGGUCGCAUACUCAAAGAAGAGGUGAAACCGCAUCCGGUUUUGUCGCGUUUGAUCCGGGCUUCGAUGCCGGAGACUUUGACGUUUCCUGCUUAUGAUCUGCCAAUGUUUUGCCCACCAGUUCCGUGGACGUCUGUAGAUAAUGGGGGGUAUUUGGUGGUUCCGUGUGAUGUGGUUAGGUUGCCACCACAGGCCUCUUCUCAGAAGAGUAGAUUGUAUCAGUCUGAUCCGCAGCAGUUGUAUCCGCCUUUGGAUGCUUUAAAUCAGUUGGCCGCAGUUCCUUGGAAGGUGAACACACCUAUUUUUGAUGUGAUUUUAGAGGUCUUCAAGAAUGGUGGCUCUGCAAAGCUCGACGUCCCCGAACACCCAGCUUCUUUAUCCAAACCGCCUUCCCUCACUAACGAAAUGGACAAGACCGAAAAAUUCAAGAUUUUCCGCCAAAAACUACAAUAUCGUAGAAAAAAAGCGGAAAUGUACUCUCUCUGGUGCGACUGCCUGUACCGUCUAUCAUUAGCCAAUCACUACAGGAACGACAUUUUUUGGCUACCUCACAAUAUGGACUUUCGUGGUCGCGUCUACCCCAUACCUCCGCAUCUCAACCAUCUAGGUUCCGAUCUAGCACGAUCGAUGUUAGUUUUCGCCGAGUCGAGGCCCCUAGGACCCGAAGGUCUGAAUUGGCUUAAACUCCACCUGAUUAACUUAACAGGUUUGAAGAAACGAGACUCGAUUGACGAUCGAUUGGCAUUUGCCGACACGAUGAUGGACGACAUACUCGAUUCGGCUGAUAAUCCGCUCACUGGUAAACGGUGGUGGAUGGAAUCCGAAGAACCAUGGCAGACUUUGGCUUGCUGUAUGGAAAUAGCUAAUGCCGUCAGAUCCGAUAAUCCGGAAAAUUAUAGAUCUCAUUUUCCCGUGCACCAAGACGGUAGUUGUAAUGGUUUGCAACACUAUGCGGCUUUAGGAAGAGACAGUGCAGGGGCGUACAGCGUAAAUUUGUGUCCUUCUCAGGUGCCUCAAGAUGUCUACAGUGCUGUUGUGAUGCUAGUGGAACAACAGCGUUUAGUGGAUGCGGCCAACGGCAAUCAGGUUGCUAAAGCCCUUCAUGGUUUUGUGAAGCGUAAAGUUAUUAAACAGACCAUCAUGACCACCGUUUAUGGGGUGACAAGAUUUGGUGCCCGGUUGCAAAUAGCCAGACAAUUGAAGGAUAUAGAUGAGUUCCCCAAAGAUCUAGUUUGGGCCGCGUCUUCCUAUUUGACUGGACGCACUUUUGAUUCCUUGAGGUCUAUGUUUACGUCGACAAGAGAAAUUCAAGACUGGUUUACGGAAUGUGCUCGAUUAAUUUCGUCUAGUGGGCAACAUGUAGAAUGGGUGACACCAAUGGGUUUGCCUAUUGUACAACCAUACAUUAAGUACAAGCAUUUGGGGAGCUCGAUGGUUUAUAAGCCAUAUCAUAUGGAUCAAUUUGAAAAACCAAAUGUGAUGAAGCAAAAAAAUGCUUUUCCUCCUAAUUUCAUACAUUCGUUGGAUUCUAGUCAUAUGAUGUUAACUUCUUUGUAUUGCGAGCGAGCAGGAGUUACUUUUGUUUCUGUGCACGACUGUUAUUGGACGCACCCUUCUACUGUACAUAUAAUGAAUAAGAUUUGUAGGGAACAGUUCGUGGCACUACACUCGUUGCCAAUUUUGGAAAAUCUGUCUGUAUUAUUAACGGAAAAAUACAGCUUUGGCAAAAAUGAUUUUGUGGGAGAUGGAUCCGUGACUGAUUUAACGAAGAAUAAAUUAAAUAAAGUUUUAAGAAAACUUCCGGCAACGGGUGAUUUCGACAUCAAUCAGGUUUUAAAUUCUAUAUACUUUUUUAGUUAAAUGUAAGAAAUAAAGUAAUAUUUAUUAACAAAAA
Molecule: messenger RNA, 3967 nt
Organism: Zophobas morio
Lineage: Eukaryota; Metazoa; Arthropoda; Insecta; Coleoptera; Tenebrionidae
Gene: mtRNApol
Product: DNA-directed RNA polymerase, mitochondrial-like
Exons: 9
Coding region: 109-3933 (1274 amino acids)
Biological process (GO): mitochondrial transcription
Cellular component (GO): mitochondrial DNA-directed RNA polymerase complex
Molecular function (GO): protein binding; DNA-directed RNA polymerase activity; mitochondrial promoter sequence-specific DNA binding
Source: RefSeq, a predicted model, not a curated record